CAAUCAUUUUUGCCCAGAAAUCGUUACAGAACAGAACAAAAUGCUAAGAAAGUUAUAUAUCCGCUCCAUAACCGGAGCGCAGAUGAUGAGGCGGGAACUGUUUGUCGCGGCCUCCGGUGGUCAUUGCGGCAAGGAAGAUGGCAAGGGCAAGAACAAGGACAUGGAUAAGUUUCGCACGGAGAAGGAUACAUUUGGGGAGCUGAAGGUGCCGGCGGAUAAGCUAUACGGAGCUCAGACGAUGCGUUCCAAGUUGAACUUUCCGAUUGGUGAUAUUGCCGAACGGAUGCCGAUGCCAGUUAUCCAAGCCAUGGGUAUCCUCAAGAAGGCCUGUGCCGAGGUGAACAAGGAAUUUGGCCUCGAUGCCAAGAUCGCAGAGGCAGUCUCCUGCGCCUGCGAUGAUGUCAUUUCCGGCAAGUACUACAGACAGGGCCACUUUCCACUGGUUAUUUGGCAGACGGGUUCCGGUACCCAAACCAAUAUGAACACCAAUGAGGUGAUUAGUAAUGCGGCCAUAAAGAUGUUGGGCGGAGAACUGGGCUCCAAGAAACCAGUCCAUCCGAAUGAUCAUGUGAACAAGUCACAGAGCUCCAAUGACACCUUCCCGGCGGCCAUCCACAUUAGCGUGGGCAUGGAGCUGAACGAGCGCCUUCUGCCGGCGGUGGCCCAUUUGCGGGACGCCCUCAAGGCAAAGUCCGAUGAGUUCAAGGACAUUAUCAAGAUCGGACGCACCCAUCUGAUGGACGCGGUGCCUCUGACCUUGGGCCAGGAGUUCAGCGGAUACGUCCAGCAACUGACCUACGCCCAGGACAGGAUCAAGGCCUGUCUGCCGCGGGUCUACGAUCUAGCCCUGGGUGGCACUGCCGUCGGCACAGGCCUCAAUACCCACAAGGGAUUCGCCGAGAAGGUGGCCAAGAGGAUCGCCGAACUGACCUGCCUGCCCUUCGUCUCCGCCCCCAACAAGUUCGAGGCGUUGGGCGCCCGUGACGCCAUGGUGGAGGUCCAUGGUGUUUUAAAUACAAUUGCUGUCAGCCUGAUGAAGAUCGCCAACGAUAUCCGUUUCCUUGGUUCCGGGCCGCGUUGUGGUCUGGGUGAGCUGCAGUUGCCGGAGAACGAGCCCGGCAGCUCCAUUAUGCCCGGCAAGGUGAAUCCCACGCAGUGCGAGUCCAUGACCAUGCUGUGCGCCCAGGUGAUGGGCAACCAGGUGGCCGUGACUGUUGGCGGAGCCACGGGACACUUUGAACUGAACGUUUUCAAGCCCCUCAUUGUCUCCAAUGUCCUGCGAUCCAUAAGAUUGCUUUCCGAUGGCUCCAUGACAUUUAGCAAGAAUUGCGUGGAGGGCAUUCAGGCCAACAAGGAGAACAUUGCCAAGAUCAUGAACGAGUCCUUGAUGCUGGUCACAGCUCUGAAUCCCCAUAUCGGCUACGAUAAGGCCGCCGCCAUAGCCAAGACGGCGCACCAGAACAAGACCACCCUCAAGGAGGAGGCCCUGAAGACGGGCAUCACCGAGGAGCAGUUCAAGGAGUGGGUCGAUCCCAAGAAGAUGUUGGGCCCCAAAUAGGCGUUGGGUUCCAGUCUUCAAAUCCGAUAGACCAAAAACCGUUAGAAAACAAAUUCCCUAUGUAAUCGAUUGAUUUUCGAAAUCGGACGGAAUCGCUAACAAACGGUAGCAUUGGCUAAAAACUGAAUAAAUAUAUUUUAAUUGAUUAGAUAA
Messenger RNA from Drosophila ananassae, 1711 nucleotides. Its product is annotated as probable fumarate hydratase, mitochondrial. Gene Ontology annotation, molecular function: fumarate hydratase activity. The transcript has 5 exons. Gene Ontology annotation, cellular component: tricarboxylic acid cycle heteromeric enzyme complex; mitochondrion. The coding region runs from base 41 to 1558 and encodes 505 amino acids. Gene Ontology annotation, biological process: tricarboxylic acid cycle; malate metabolic process; fumarate metabolic process. Lineage: Eukaryota; Metazoa; Arthropoda; Insecta; Diptera; Drosophilidae. The record is from RefSeq and is a predicted model, not a curated record.